AUGAUAAAAAUGUUUGAUAAUAUAGCAUCAUUGAAAUUUUCUAAGCAAUCAUCAAAAUCUGGAUCUAAUUUUGUUGAAAUGACCGCAAUGAAUUCAGCUGAGGGUGAAGUCAUGGAAUUUCGUCAACCACAACCUGUUACUGGUAAUGUUGAAAACUGGAUGACUGCAGUGGAACAAGAAAUGAAACGAAGUAAUAGAUUGAUCACAAAAGAAGCCGUGUUCUACUACCGAUCUAGUAAAUCAAGAGUUGAAUGGAUGUUCGAUUAUCAAGGUAUGGUUGUAUUAGCUACAAAUCAAAUAUGGUGGACAUGGGAAAUAGAAAAUGUUUUUCGUAAAAUAGCUAAUGGUAAUAAAAAUGCAAUGAAAGAUUAUUCACAAAUGCUUCAACAACAAUUAGAUGAUAUUGUUCUGUGUGUACGUGGUCCAUUAAAAAAGAACGAUAGAAAUAAACUAACCACCGUGUUAAUAGUUGAUGUACACGCAAGAGAUAUUGUCUCUGAUUUUGUACGUGAUAGUAUUAUGGAUGCUACAGAAUUUCAAUGGGAAUCACAAUUACGAUUUUAUUGGUCUAAAUCUACAGAUAAUUUAAUUAUUAAACAAUGUACUGGACAAUUUAAUUAUGGUUAUGAAUAUAUGGGAUUAAAUGGACGUCUCGUUAUUACACCGUUAACUGAUCGUAUAUAUUUAACAUUAACACAAGCUCUUUCUAUGUUUCUUGGUGGUGCACCUGCUGGACCUGCUGGUACUGGGAAAACUGAAACUACAAAAGAUUUAGCUAAAGCAUUAGGUUUACUUUGUAUUGUAACUAAUUGUGGUGAAGGUAUGGAUUAUAAAGCUGUUGGUAAAAUACUUUCUGGUCUAUGUCAAUGUGGAGCAUGGGGAUGUUUCGAUGAAUUUAAUAGAAUUGAUGCUUCUGUUUUAUCAGUUAUAUCGACACAAUUAAAAGUAAUACAAACGGCUUUAAUAAAUCAUGUAAAAGAUUUUCUCUUUGAAGGUAUUUCAAUUAAAUUAGAUUCAAGAGUUGGUAUUUUCAUCACUAUGAACCCAGGUUAUGCUGGACGAACAGAAUUACCAGAAUCAGUAAAAGCAUUAUUUAGACCUGUUGUUGUUAUUGUACCAGAUUUACAACAAAUCUGUGAAAUUAUGUUAUUUUCACAAGGAUUUUUAUCAGCUAAAAUAUUAGCUAAGAAAAUGACUACACUAUAUCGUCUGGCACGUGAACAAUUAUCAAAACAGCAUCAUUAUGAUUUUGGUUUGAGAGCAUUAAAAUCAGUCUUGAGAUAUGAAUUUGCCGAAAUUCAUUUUGAAGAUGCACCAUUAUUUUUAGCUUUAAUUCAAGAUCUUUUCCCUGGAUUAAAUUGUCCACGUGUACGUUAUCCUGAAUUAAAUGAUGCAGUUGAAUUGUGUUUAAAUAAAAAAGGCUAUACGGAAAAUCCAGUUCAAGCGGAUAAAGUUGUACAACUUUAUGAAACAAUGAAAACACGUCAUACAACUAUGGUAGUUGGACCUACAGGUGGUGGUAAGACAGUAGUUAUUAAUGCUUUAUGUGAUGCACAAACAUAUAUGGGAUUACCGACAAAAUUAUAUACAUUAAAUCCAAAAGAUAGAAGUGUCAUUGAAUUAUACGGUAUAUUAGAUCCUAAUAGUCGAGACUGGACAGAUGGUUUAUUAUCAAAUAUAUUUCGAGAAAUUAAUCGUCCAACAGAUAAACAAGAAAGAAGAUAUAUCCUGUUUGAUGGUGACGUUGACGCAUUGUGGGUUGAAAAUAUGAAUUCAGUUAUGGAUGAUAAUCGUCUGUUAACAUUGGCUAAUGGUGAACGUAUUCGAUUACAAUCACAUUGUGCAUUAUUGUUUGAAGUUGGAGAUUUACAAUACGCAUCACCAGCGACUGUAUCACGUUGUGGUAUGGUAUAUAUUGAUCCGAAAUAUUUAGGUUAUGAACCUUAUUGGAAGAAAUGGUUAAGUCAGCGUACAACUCAAUAUGAGAGAACUAUACUGAAUGAAUUAUACAAUAAGUAUAUACCGCCGAUUAUAGAUAGGAUUGUUGAGGGCAUUGCAGACGGUGAACAAGUGGAACGUUUAAAACGUGUCAUCCCACUAACAGAUUUAAAUUUAUUAAUACAAUUUUGUUAUUUACUCGACUGCCUAUUAAUCAAUAUCAAUGAACAAACAGAUUAUGCUCUGAUUGAAAGUAUUUUUCUAUUCAGCAUUUACUUUUGUAUUGGCGGAGCAUUAGUUGAAGAAGAACGAGAAAAAUUUGAUAAUUAUGUAAAAUAUUUAGCAAGUCUACCUGGACCAGCUGUUGAAGAAACAUUAAAUAAUCCAGCUGCUGCAGGAACUAUACCAAGUGUUGAGCCUAGUUUAUUUGACUAUUAUUUCGACAUAGAAAAACAUGUUUGGAUUCCAUGGCGUCAAUUAGUUCCUACUUAUAUACAUAAUAAAUCCAUUAAAUUUUCUGAGAUAUUAGUACCAACAAUUGAAACUGUUCGAAUUAACUGGUUUAUAGAAAAAUUAGUUCAUAUUCAUAGACCAUUAUUGUUAGUUGGUGAAACAGGAACAUCAAAAACUGCAAUUUGUCAAAGAUUUCUGCGGGAUAUCGAUCAAGAUAGAAAUCUAAUCUUAACAAUUAACUUUUCAUUUCGUACUACAUCAUUGGAUGUACAACGUAAUCUUGAAGCCAAUGUAGAAAAACGUAGUAAAGAUACAUAUGGACCAGUUUCAGGCAAACAAUUAAUCAUAUUUAUCGAUGACAUGAAUAUGCCACAAGUUGAUCAAUAUGGAACACAACAACCUAUUGCUUUAUUGAAAUUAUUAAUUGAACGAAAAGGUGUUUAUGAUCGUGGUAAAGAAUUGAAUUGGAAACGUAUGCAAUCCAUUGAUUAUUUAGCAGCGAUGGGUCGGCCUGAUGGUGGAAAACAAGAUGUAGAUCCCAGAUUUAUUUCACUGUUUUCUGUUAUUAAUAUACAAUCACCAUCAGAAAGUACAUUAUAUAAAAUUUAUAGUUCGAUUUUAACUGGACAUACGAGUGAAUUUGAUAGUGGAAUUAAAAAUUCUGUAAAUUUUGUCACAAAUAUGACAAUGAAGUUAUUUCAAUUUGUUAGUGUUCAAUUACCACCAACGCCAUCAAAAUUUCAUUAUGUAUUUAAUAUGCGAGAUCAUAGUCGAAUAUUUAAUGGAUUAUGCUUAAUGACUAUUGACAAGUUCAGUCGUAGAGAACAAUGUAUUCGUUUAUGGCUUCAUGAAGUUUAUCGUGUUGUCAUGGAUCGUUUAAUAAGUCAUAAUGAUAAACAAUUAGUUGAAAAAUAUAUAGAUGAAUUAUUACAAGAGAAUUGUAAAGAAAUUAAAGAAUAUGUAACUAAAAUGCCGAUACUAUUUGGUGAUUAUCGAAAUGCAAUGGAUGAAUCAGAGAUUCGUUUAUAUGAAGAUAUGAUCGAUUAUGAGAAUUGUCGAACUAUAGCUCAAGAAAUCUUAGAAAAUUAUAAUGAAAGUAUUGGUCAAUUACAAAUGAUUCUGUUUAAUGAUGCAAUUGAACAUUUCACGCGCAUUGAGCGUGUACUACGUAUGGAAAACGGACAUGCACUUUUAGUCGGUGUUGGAGGUUCUGGUAAACAAAGUCUUACUCGACUGGCAACUUAUGCCGCUAAUAGUACACUAUUUGAAAUUCAACUAUGUCGAGGUUAUGGUGAACGCGAAUUUCGUGAAGAACUAAAAACGCUUUAUUUACGACUCGGUAUUGAAAACAAAUCUACAGUUUUUAUGUUUACAGAUCAACAUGUUGUUGAAGAAGGUUUUCUUGAAUUGAUCAACAAUAUGCUGACAACAGGUUCAGUUCCUGCUUUAUUUGGUGAUGAUGAACGAGAGUCAAUAACAGGUCAAUUACGUGAUGAAGCUGUUGCGAUUGGAUAUCCUCCAACUCGUGAAUCUAUAUGGCAAUAUUUCAUACAAAAAGCAGCAUCGAAUUUGCAUAUUGUUCUAUGUAUGAGUCCUGUUGGUGAUACACUACGGACACGUUGUCGCAAUUUUCCUGGUAUUGUUAAUAAUACUACUAUUGAUUGGUUUUUCCCAUGGCCUGAACAAGCUCUGUAUGCUGUAGUCAAUGUACUUAUACCGGAACAAUUUAAUCUUGUACCUCAACAAUAUCGUGAUUCUGUUAUUGAUUAUUUUGUGGCUACACAUCAAAGUAUACAUAGUUAUACGGAAGAAUUUGCACAAACUUUAAGAAGAGUAAAUCAUGUCACACCAAAACAUUAUUUAGACUUUAUUCAUACAUAUAAGAGAUUAAUUACAGAAAAAGAUAAUGAUAAUGAAAAGCAAAUUAUUCGUUUACAAAGUGGUUUACAAAAAUUAGCUGAAGCUUCUAUACAAUUAGAAGAGUUAAAUGCUAAAUUAGCAGUACAACGUAUAGCUGUUACUGAAAAAACACAAGCAUGUGAAAAUUUAUUAAAUGAAAUUACUAAUAGUAGUCAAUUAGCUACAGAGAAAAAAGAACUAGCAGUUUUAAAAAGUAAAGAAAUUCAAAUUCAGUCUGUUGAAAUUGAACAAGAAAAAACGGAGGCUGAAACUGCCUUAGCUGAAGCUCUACCAGUUUUGGAACAAGCUCGUUUAGCUUUGGAUGAUUUAGACAAAUCAGAUGUCACUGAAAUUAGAUCAUUUGCCAAACCACCGAAAGCUGUACAAGUAGUUUCAGAGUGUAUAUGCGUGUUCAAAGGUUAUAAAGAGAUUAGUUGGAAAACAGCUAAAGGGAUGAUGUCAGAUACAAAUUUUCUACAGUCUUUACAAACUAUGGAUGUUGACAAUAUAACUUCAAAACAAUCAUCGACUGUGAAAGAUUAUUUAGAUAAGUCAAAAGUUACAAUGGAUGAAAUGAAAAGUGUCAGCAAAGCUGGUACUGGUUUAUUAAAAUUUGUUGUUGCUGUACUUGGCUACAGUGAAGUUGCACGUGAUAUUAAACCAAAACGAGAUAAAGUUGCAAAAUUAGAAAAAACUUUUAUGCAAGCUAAGAGAGAUUUAACUCGAAUCAAUACAGAAUUGUCUAAUCUGGAAUCUGAGCUAAUCAGUCUUAAUCGUCGCUAUGAAGAAGCAAUGGGUGAAAGACUUAAAUUACAAGAAGAGACAGAUAUCAUGGAGCGUCGUUUGAUUGCUGCAGAUAAAUUAAUUUCUGGUUUAAGCUCAGAAGAAAUUCGAUGGCUUAAGGAUUUAGAUGGAUUGAAAAUAAAACGUGUCAAAUUAUUGGGUGAUUGUUUAAUCAGUGCAGCAUUUCUUAGUUAUGUUGGUGCGUUUUCAUCCGAAUUUCGUACACGUAUGAUAUACGAAGAUUGGCAAACAUGGUUACGAGAAAGACAAAUUCCACUAAGUGAUCAGUUUCGAUUGGAAGAUAUUCUGACAAAUGAUGUAGAAGUAUCAAGAUGGAAUUCGGAAGGUCUACCACCAGAUGAACUUAGUAUACAGAAUGGGAUAUUAACUGUACAAUCCUCCAGAUUUCCUUUAUGUAUUGAUCCACAAGAACAAGCACUUCAUUGGAUAUGUCACAAAGAAGAGGCAAAUAACCUAAAAAUUUCUACGUUUAAUGACUCAGACUUUCUUAAACAACUUGAACUAGCAAUACGUUAUGGUAUUCCAUUUUUAUUUAAAGAUGUCGAUGAAUAUAUUGAUCCAGUUAUCAAUAAUGUAUUGGAGAAAAAUAUAAAAGGUGAUCAAAACCGUGCUUAUGUCAUUCUGGGUGAUAAAGAAGUAGACUACGAUCCUAACUUUCGUCUCUACCUCAAUACAAAACUGUCUAAUCCUCAAUACGGACCAGAUGUAUUUAGUAAAGCAACAGUUAUUAAUUAUACCGUCACUAUGAAAGGUUUGGAAGAUCAAUUAUUAAGUGUAAUUGUUAAAUCAGAACGAUGUGAGCUAGAAGAACAACGUGAAUUUUUGAUUAAAGAAACAAGUCAAAAUAAAAAGUUAUUGAAAGACUUAGAAGAUAGUUUACUACGUGAAUUAGCAACAAGUACAGGAAAUAUGUUGGAUAAUGUAGAAUUAGUUAAUACUUUAGAAGAAACAAAAUUAAAAGCAAAUGAAGUAUCAGAAAAAUUAGAAAUGGGUGCUAAAACUGCAAUUGAUAUUGAUAUAUUACGUGAUGGUUAUCGUCCAGCAGCAAAACGUGGAGCUAUUUUAUUUUUUGUUUUAUCAGAUAUGUCAUCAAUUAAUUCAAUGUAUCAAUAUUCAUUAACUGCAUAUCUUGAUGUUUUUCAAAUAUCUUUACAUAAAAGUAUGCCUGAUGUAGUUUUAAAGAAACGACUUCAAAAUAUUAUUAAUAAACUUACAUAUAAUGUAUAUACAUAUGGAUGUACAGGUAUUUUUGAAAAGCACAAACUUCUAUUCAGUUUUCAAAUAACCAGCAAGUUAGAAAUUAAUUUGGGGAAUUUAACUACGGAGGAAAUGGAUUUCUUUAUUAAAGGAAAUGUUUCUAUUGAGAAAACGAAAGACCCUAAUCCAUUGCCUGAUUGGUUACCUGAUUCUAGCUGGAAAGACCUUAGUCGGUUAAUUGAAUUAUUUCCAGAAUACUAUGGUUCAUUAAAAGAUGAUUUAGUGAAAACAAGUAAACAAUGGAAAAGUUGGUAUGAAUCAGAUAAUCCAGAAAGUAUAUCAAUUCCAGGGAAUUAUAAUGAACAAUUAAGUAAAUUUCAACGACUUUGUUUACUUCGAUGUUUUCGUAUAGAUCGAAUUUAUCGAGCUAUUACAUUAUAUAUUACAGAUAUAAUGAGUGAAGAUUUUGUUAGUCCACCAAUAUUAAAUUUUACAACAAUAUAUGAACAAACUACAUGUAGAUCACCAAUAGUAUUUAUUUUAAGUCCUGGUUCAGAUCCAACAUCCGAUUUAAUUAAAUUUGCUGAAAGACAAAAUUUUGAUAUAAAUCGUAUAAAAUUUUUAUCUAUGGGUCAAGGUCAAGAGAGAAAUGCUCAAAAUCUAUUAGAAUUAUCUAUUAUCCAUGGUAAUUGGUUAAUGUUACAAAAUUGUCAUUUAUUAAUAAAAUGGUUAAUUAUUUUAGAAAAAUAUAUUGAAAAAUUAAUAAAACCACAUCCAGAUUUUCGUUUAUGGUUAACAACUGAACCAUGUGAUACAUUUCCAAUUGGUAUAUUACAACGUUCAUUAAAAGUCGUGACAGAAUCACCGAAUAAUUUAAAAUUAAAUAUACGUUCAACAUAUUCAAAAAUCUCAUCAUCCUCAUUAUUUAAUGAAUAUUCUCAUUCAAUAUUUCCAAUAUUAAUUUAUACAUUAACAUUUUUUCAUGCUGUUAUACAAGAACGUAGAAAAUUUGGUAAAAUUGGUUGGAAUAUUAUAUAUGAUUUUAAUGAAUCCGAUUUUCGUGUAUCUAUGCAAAUAUUAAUCACUUAUUUACAAAAAUCUAUACAUGAAAAUGAAAUAAAAAUUCCAUGGGAUAGUUUAAAAUAUUUAAUUGGUGAAGUAAUGUAUGGUGGACGAGUUAUUGAUGAAUAUGAUAGACGUAUAUUAAAAACAUAUAUGAAUGAAUAUUUUGGUGAUUUUAUAUUUGAUACAUAUCAACCAUUUUGUUUUUAUUCAUAUAAACAUUUUCAAUAUUCUAUUCCAAAUGGUAAUACACGUGAUGAAUUCAAUCGUUAUAUUGAAUCGCUCCCACUAACUAAUACACCUGAAGUAUUUGGUCUUCAUUCAAACGCUGAAAUAGGUUAUUAUACAAAUGCAACCAAAGAAAUUUGGAGUUAUCUACUUGAAUUACAACCACAGACAAGUAGUCAAACAAAUUCAACAAAUCGUGAAGAGUUCAUUUCACAAAUAACACAAGGUUUAUUAACUAGUCUACCACAAAUAUUUGAUAGAGAAGCUUUAAGAAAAAAAUUAGGCGUAAAUAUACCACCAAUUACAGUUGUUUUAUUACAGGAACUAGAGAGGUUUAACUUACUCAUCAAACGAAUGGAUCAAACGCUUAGAACAUUGAAACGUGCAUUGAAUGGGGAAGUUGGUAUGUCAGCCGAACUUGAUAAUGUCGCACGUUCCCUAUUUAAUGGCCAACUCCCAAGCAUAUGGCAGCGUUUAGCUCCAGCGACUAAAAAGUCUUUAGGCAACUGGAUGAUACACUUUCAUGAUCGUCAUAAACAAUACACUACUUGGAUUGAAAAUGGUGAUCCAGGUGUCAUUUGGUUAUCAGGUCUACAUAUUCCUGAAUCGUUUCUGAUGGCUUUAAUUCAAACAACAUGUCGUCGCAAUGGAUGGCCAUUAGACAAAAGUGCAUUAUUUACAGCAGUAACUCAAUAUACAGAUUCUACUGAAAUACAAGAACGAGCACAUCAAGGAUGUUUUGUUCAAGGACUGUAUUUAGAAGGUGCAAGCUGGGAUUUAGCUAAAGGUUGUCUGAAACGUCAAAAGUCACGACAAUUAGUUCAACCCUUGCCAAUUCUUCGAGUUAGUGCCAUUGAAGCGCAUCGUUUAAAAUUACAAAACACAUUUUGUACUCCAGUUUACGUUACUUCAGAAAGACGGAAUGCAAUGGGAGUUGGAUUAGUUUUUGAAGCUCAUUUAAAAACUGAAGUUCAUCCAAGUCAUUGGGUGUUACAAGGUGUAUGUCUUACUCUAAACGCUGACUAG
Molecule: messenger RNA, 8607 nt
Organism: Schistosoma mattheei
Lineage: Eukaryota; Metazoa; Platyhelminthes; Trematoda; Strigeidida; Schistosomatidae
Source: the annotation of a GenBank genome assembly